Messenger RNA from Polistes canadensis, 3382 nucleotides. RefSeq names its product homeobox protein HMX1-like (gene Msx). Gene Ontology annotation, molecular function: RNA polymerase II transcription regulatory region sequence-specific DNA binding; DNA-binding transcription factor activity, RNA polymerase II-specific. Gene Ontology annotation, biological process: regulation of transcription by RNA polymerase II; embryonic morphogenesis. Bases 13 to 1548 code for a protein of 511 amino acids. The record is from RefSeq and is a predicted model, not a curated record. The transcript has 4 exons. Lineage: Eukaryota; Metazoa; Arthropoda; Insecta; Hymenoptera; Vespidae. Gene Ontology annotation, cellular component: nucleus.
AGCUGGAGCGUAAUGAGCAACAGCGAGGGUGUGGUGGCUGGCCAGGGUGCCGGAAGCGAUCGUCUUUGCGAGGACGUCGACAUGGCAACCCCGACGUCGGCGUCGUCAAAUUUGAAGCCAAGAAACGGUAAGAUCAGCUUCAGCGUGGACGCAUUGCUUAGCGGCACGAAGAAGUCUGCGGCUGCUGGAGGCGGUGGUGGUAGAAAUUUUAAUAAUAGCAGAAGAGAAAACGAGGAAAGAAUGGACAUUGAAAAGAAUUUGGAGAUGGAGGCAAGAUACCGAGAGAUACUGUUGGAACAACAAAGAAUACACAGCAGAGAACUGUUGGCAAGGUUAAGUCCACAUGGUUCCGUUUUAGCGGCGUUCGGUAAUCAUCAUCAUCAUCAUCAUCACCAUCAUCAUAACCAUCAUCAAAAUCGAAUACAAGAACAAGAACAUCAUCCGUCGGCAGGUAGACAAGAGAUCCUAACCGUGAAAGAUUUCUCAAGAUCUAGCAGUCACGACAAAUCCUCAUCCCCGAUCAGAAUAGACCAGGAAGUUCAAAGGGAUAGAGACGGAGAGGAUCGUCGAUUAACGACGGACUCGCCGAUCGGUAGAAUCACCGAAUUGGCGUUGCAAAGAGAACGCGAUAGGAUUCAGGAUGACGAGGAUUCGAGAAACGAUAGAAUGACCAAUCCCCGUUCGGUAUCGCCAGUUAGUAGGCGAGAAAUGUUAGACGAUCGUAGCGAUUCCGAGGCGAAUCGUUCCCUCGAAGGUGACAGAACGACGGAUCAUCUUGAUCUCGAGGAUCAAGAGAUACGAAGCGUCGGACAGUCGGAAGAUCUCAACGUAAUGGACUCGGAUUGUGAACUCGAGAGAGAUCUCGAGACCGGUCAAGAAAAAGAAGAGAAGUCGAGUCCGGUAGUGCCUCAGCCAAUACACCCUGGGGUCCAAAGGCCCUCGCAGGGAGGGCCUUACCUUACCGGUGCACCCGGCGCUCCUGGAUGGAAUCCUGCAGGAUUUCCGCAUUCUCUUGCUAGCUUUGCCUGGUUACCCCCACCCCCACACCCACAUAACCCUCAUGGACAUCUGUAUACGCCUCACGGAGGACCCACGAGUCCUAACGGUGAUUUAAGAUUACCAGGUCCAGGACCAGGUCCAGUACGUUGCACCCUACGGAAGCAUAAACCAAAUAGAAAACCGAGGACACCGUUCACAACGCAGCAGCUGUUGUCUUUGGAGAAAAAAUUUCGAGAGAAGCAAUACUUGACGAUAGCAGAACGUGCGGAAUUCUCUUCGUCCCUUCAUCUCACGGAAACGCAGGUGAAGAUCUGGUUUCAAAACAGACGAGCGAAAGCGAAGAGAUUGCAAGAGGCUGAAAUCGAGAAGCUACGACUUUCGGCAAGGCCCUUAUUGCACCCAAGUUUCGGUUCGGGCCUGAUGUUCUCGGGCGUUGGUCCUCCUGGUACACCAGGAGUGCCACCCUUUAUCGCAGCGGCCAUGGCUAGGCACACCCAUGCUGCUGCCGCGGCGGCCAUGUUCAUGGGGCCCCCUGGACACAGGCCUUAAUAAGGCGGACUCGUUCGACCUUCGUCGUCUCUCUUACUUGGCCAACGACGAGUCAGCUAACAGUUUUAGUUGCUUCAACGAACUCUCCUUGAGAAGAGGAUAUUUGUUGUGUAUCUUCGAGAAAGGUCCACUUUUUCUUUUCAAUCCAACUCUCUUUCCAAUUGUCCACUCUUUUUCUUUAUUCCCAUCCACUUUCAAUUUAUAUUCUCUCACGUUGUCUUUUUUUUUUUGGUUUCCUUUUUAAUCCAUUUACCAUUUCUCGACGGACAUCGAACAAUAAUUUCGAUUGUUAACGUUAAGUUAACGUGAAAAAUUUUCCAAUUACAUUUUCAAAAAGAUCGAGAAACAUCGUCGUCUUGGAAACCUGCUGGACUACAACCUGAGAGAAAAGUUUCUACCAAAUUUGAAAAUAGAAGAACCAAACGUGUGAAAUCCAAUUACGCGUUACGAAAUAACUUUGCACCGUAUAGGCAUACCAUCGGCCAAUAACAACCCACACAUAAUCUUGAUCCUUAUUAUUACUAUUACUAUCUUUUCUUUACAUAUGUAUAUAUAUUUAAUCGAAGAAAAGUAUCAUCGCCUUUUGUGCCUCCUCGGUGAUGCACCAUUUUAAACCGUGGUGGUAAACCAUCACCACCACCACCACCCACCCCUCAUCAACCCCCAGCCGCCGUGGACUUAAAUUACUUGACAUUUAUUUGUGUUCGACAAGAAAAUUGUGAUCGAUUGUGAACUCGUGUUUCUCUCUUAGCAUUUAUUCGUGGCAUUUUAAUGGUGGUCUUACAUUAGAAUGGAAAAUAAAGGGGUAAGAAAAGAAGGAGAAACGGUAGAGGAAAAUGAUGGGAGCGAUGUGAAAAUAAAAACAAAACGAACGAAAAAAAAUCAUGCACAUAAUUGUAAAUAAUUGUUCGUUCGGUCGAUAAUCGCUAGGAAUGCACGUAUGCGUGUCGUACGUAUGUGUGUACGUGAGUGUACUUAUGUAUAUAAACGAGUGUAUAAUACGUUCGAUUUCGAUGCAAUUUCAAAAAGUAAUCGCGAUUAAUCUAAAUCAAAUGAAAAAGACAAAAUAUAAAUGAAAAAAAAAAAAAAUAAAUAAAAACGCGAUAUUCGUUCUCAUUUUGAUGCAUAUUUAUUUAUGUAUUUAGAGAAAUCGAAUUUUUACGAAUAGAGAAAAAGAUUAACUUUAGUAUCUUUUAAACGAAAUAAUAAAUAAACAGAACUGACCUGUGAACUUGUAAUAACAGUAGCUCAGAAAAAGACCUGAUAAUCGUUUACGUUUAAAGUGCGUUAUAUUUCGAAGUGUAAAUAAUGUGUAAAAGAUAAAAAUUGAAGAAUCUCUUUUAUUACGAAGAAACAUGUGAUUGAUUCUUCUAAUUUGCUGGAAAACGAAAGAGAACAAAUCUAAAGAAUAAUUUUUCGCGUGUGUAAAUAAAUAAAUAUAUAAUCCGAGUAAGAAAGAUGUGUGUACGAUUCAUGUGUGUCCUCUUUCGUUUGUCCGUGUGUGUGUGUCUUCGUUUUUAGUAUGAGUGAGAGAGAGAGAGAGAGAGAGAGAAAAGUGAAAAUUGGGAAAUAAACAUGUAAAUUAUGUAAUAUCUACGUGUACGAUCAUCACAUUGAAAGAUCCUUUGGUAGUAAAAAAAAAAAAAAAACAAAAGGAAUGGAAAAAAACUGAGAAUGAAUUUUAAGAUUAAAAAAAAUCUAAUUAAAAAACGUAAAUCGCGCGACGUGAAUUUAAACAAACGAUAGCAAAACUUUUGCUCUGUAUAAAUGUAACAUGAUAAUUUAUCCACAAGAAAUACACACACAUAAAAACACACACAUACAUAUUAUAUAU